UCCUAGCUCGAUGCUGUUCUAAGGAGCGACUAAAGAUGAUAGAUGAUGCAGAUAUCGAACGAUGCCCAUCGGUGGCAACCGUGUCGGUGCCGGACGGGCUACAGGUGAAAUCGAACGCUAUCGUGCGGUUCCUGAACGUACAGAGCACGGUACCGUUCGCUAGGCUCAAGUGCAACACGAACCUCAACAUGCCGCCCUCGAAUUGGCUCAGCAAUUCGGCCAACUCGUACGGUUUGGGCCAAUUCCUGUCGCACCAGGCCGGUUUCAGCAGCUUUCGCAUGGCAAACAUGUUCCCGGACUGUGUCGGCGGAGUGGACGUCGUAUCGGAUGCGGAAAACAUCAAGCGACUGUUGAAGCUGCCGUACUCGAGCAAAAGCGUCAUCUCGAUGAUCGUGCACCGGAUCGAAAACACGCUGCUAAUCGACGAAUUCGAUGUGGCCAAGUAUUUGCUACAACAGGAAGAGAGCGAGUGGCAAUGGUUGCGCUCGUUUAUAGUGGAAAACAUUAUAAAAAGCCUGAGCGACACGGAGCGGAAGCUGCUGCUGCAUCCGAAAUCGCGCGAAGCCUUCCAUCAGAAGUACCUCACGUCCAAGUUCCUCUAUCACAGUCUUCAGGAGGGCGAUGAUGCGGGAACGGGUGUGGAACCGAUCGUUGCACCGAACGAUUGCGCACCGUACAAGGCACUGCCCCUAGCCGGUCCAGUACUGCCCGAACCGACACGUGACGAACACUUUCCGGAUGCACAGCAAACGAACCACGUAUUUAAUCGUAAUGUUAUCUGGACAUUUGAAGAUAUUCGUAUGCUAAUCGGUACCGAUAUGCCGAUCUUUGGCGGAGCGAACCGGCCCUGCAUCAGUCUGCGAUUGCGCGAUGAAUCGAAACCGAUCAACGUGCUCACCGGGAUCGACUAUUGGUUGGACAAUCUAAUGUGCAACGUACCGGAGGUGGUCAUGUGCUAUCAUCUCGAUGGGAUCGUGCAGCGCUAUGAGUUGAUCAAAACGGAGGAUCUACCGAGGUUGGAAAAUUCGGAAUUCUCUCCUCAACUCAUACGGAACGUGGCCCAAAACAUUCUUGCCUUCUUGAAGGCUAACGUUACGAAGGCAGGCCAUACGUAUUGGUUGUUUAAGGCACGGAACGACGACGUGGUGAAACUGUACGAUCUAACAACCCUCUGCAAAGGACACGAGGCCGCCACUGAGGAUGAUGGUGAUGAUGAUGCACCGAAUGGAUUGGCGGGAACGAUGCCAACGCGAAGCGGAGGAUCCGGUUCGGAUGGAGAACGACGACGAUCGGCUACAGACACUGCUGACGCAGCAGCGGAUGGUUCAUCGAGUCGUCCCGGACAGAAUCCAUUCACCGUACCGGUAGCGAUGCUACUGUACACCGUGGCCCGUAACAUGAAAAACUCCGUCGCCGGUGGUGGCAGCUUGCCCGCCUCGAAGGCAGGUGCCAUCCGUACGCUGCUCGACAAUUGCAUUAAACUGUUGCCGAAAGAGAAAUACCCACAAAUCGUUACCUCAUCGCACUACAUUCUCUCCGAUUUGCACAUCCCGGCUGACACGGAUCCCGGAUCACCCAAGUUCAAUUCAACUGUGGCCGAGGAAGAUGACGAAGAUACGGCAUUUCUGUUCGGAGAGCGAAACACUACACCAUCACCGUCGGAGAACGGACUGGAUGACCCACUGGAUGGCGAAGAACGACAUCAACCUGAAGCCGAACUUUCCGAUGAAUCCACACCGUCCGGCCAUGGUGGUGAUGGUAAGCUGGAGGCGGCUAUCAAGAGCAUCAAGGAUACGCUUAAAGAAUACAAGGGGGAUGCGGAGGGACUGGGAAAACACAACUCACGGCCCGCACCUUUGCUCUGCAAUACCGCGGAACGAUGCCAAAUUGCACUGCAACACAUCGUCGCCGGGCUGCAGUGCUUGCAGUACUUCGACAGUUACGAGGAGCAGAAGCAGCGCGAGAAGGAAAAGGAAGCCGAAAGGCGCCGUAUCAUUCACGAGGAAACACAUCAAAACAUGGCCGAACCGGAAUGUGCCAUACCGUUGCCAUACGAACCGCUGAGCACUCGGCGCGAAUCAUCCCUUGACCCAGAGUCUCCCAUUCCGAUGGGCUGGAAGGAACCGUCGAACGGUGAUGGCGUAGAAUCGUCUACCGAUGCACCAGCUGGCACGGAGGUGGAAUCGGAUGAAAAGGUAUCUCCUGGCAAGGUUCGGAAACGAUCCAAACGGAAGCAACAGCCAGUGGAACGGCAAAAGAAACCGGCGAAAGCAAGCGCUCAGCAUUCGCAGAGUUGCGAAGAGGACCCACGGGCAUUGCUGUUAAAGGGAGAGAUCGGUGUGAUCAAAUCGUGGAACGUGCAUUUAAAGAUUCUCCUAUUCGAAAAGGCCUGUCUGGUGUACGCGACGAUGGCCGAGCAGGAGUACGCGCAGCAAAACUACGGCACCACGUUGCGGCACCUGUACUCGGCGAUACGGUGCCAGCAGGUAGUGACCAAGUACAUCUCGUUCGUCUCGUCACAGCGUGGCCUGCUACUGGGUCGGGCCGGUGAUUGUUUCUUUCAGUUGGCCAAACAAUGGGACAACAUUGGGCGCUAUAUGGAGCAGUAUCGGGAUGAGAAACGGGUCGAUCAGUUGAUCAUGGAAGAACUGGUAAAGGAUAUCGGGGUCGAGGUGGAAAAUACGUUACCCACACCAACCGAGAACGUAGAGCAGCUGAUGAUCACGAGCUGUGGUUGCUACGAAACGGCGAUCGCCUGUGCCACGAGUAAGGACGCACAGGAUGAGCUAAAGCGUCGAUUGGGCAGCGUACGGAAUGAGCUGGGCGUCAAAUAUAUGCACUGGGCACAGGAAGAGUACCAGCGGUACUGGGAGACUCAGGCUGGUGAACAGCAGGAGGCGCAGAAGGAGCAAUCGACUGAGGCUAAGACUGGUGAUAGAACGGUCGAACCACUGUAUCAACUGUUGGCCAAAAAAUCGUUCGAUUCACUACAGAAAGGUGUGACGCUGUUCGAGGCGGUGGCCGAUACAACCAAUUUGGCCUUUUUGCUGUGCAACAUGGGACGGUUUAUGCGAUUCCGGGCGCACAUCCAUCUGGUUGGAGAAAGACCAAACAAUGUGAUUCUGCAGAAGAAGUUCUACCACGAAGCAUUUGGUUACUAUCAGCGCGCCUUGGGGACACUUGGGACGCGUAAGGAAAACCCGGAACUGUGGUCACUGGUAAGCUGGGAGCUCUCGACGGCUACCUUUAACCUGGCCAAACAGCUACAGGACCACAGUGAGAUCAACCCGCCGGGGAAGACCGCACAAUCGCCGGAAGAGAUUGAGCAGGAGGUAGUGGAAAUGCUGCAGCGAGCACUGAAGCUCUGUGAUCAGGACAACAGUGGCCCAAAACAGGUACUUUACUCCUUCCGGGCCGCACUCAUACAUCACCGGAUCGCUUCCUACUACCACAUGUCCUACCGGAAGACCGUGGACGAACAACGCCGAAAAACUGUCCUCCAGCUGACGAAGCUACACUACGAAAAGGCAGCCAAAGCCUUCGAAAGCCUCGCCGAACCGCAAGAGUUUUUACAAAUCCAGAUGGAGCGCAUCGCCCUCCAGGAGUACCUGUGCGAACAGUCGCAAACAACGGCGGCCAAAACGCGCCAUCUACUAGUCGCGCUCGAGCUCUGCAAGCAAGCGCUACCACCGAUCGAACAGCUAGCUAGCAAUAAAACGCAAGUGGCGGAUAUGCCGUCCACCGCUUCCGACGUGGCAGGACUCGAGGAGCUGUACAAGCUGCUCGAUCUGUUUGAAAAGCGGCUCCAGGUGAUCCUGCGGACACUCACAAAACUUGCGCUCAUCGCGGCCAGCAAGAAGGAAGCGAGUGCCGUGAACGAACGAAAUGCCGCACACUACAAGGCUCUGUUUGCGGUGGCCCUUGUAAAGCGCCCCGCCACCACCACGGAAGAUAUUGCGGGGCGGGAUGCGGUGGGACCCCUAGGGUCGUCUGGUGCCGUCAGCAUUGGACCAGUUGCGGUCGAACCGCUCAUCAAAGAGUAUGCCUUACAUUUAUGCUGCAUUUUACGGAAAAUAUGUGAUCUCGAUCGUGACCACGAGGAACGCUAAUAAACUGACUGCCCGCCCUCAUUCCCAGCUCUGGGACAGCACGAAUCUAAUCAAACAAACGAAUAAAGAGGCACACGCGAUCGCUUGGCGAUAUCGUGAAGAUUAACAUGCGUUAGGUUUUUGUCAAUGAAACAC
Anopheles darlingi is the source of this 4244-nucleotide messenger RNA. RefSeq names its product erythroid differentiation-related factor 1. NCBI's taxonomy places the organism in Eukaryota, Metazoa, Arthropoda, Insecta, Diptera, Culicidae. The coding region runs from base 36 to 4109 and encodes 1357 amino acids. Gene Ontology annotation, biological process: positive regulation of DNA-templated transcription. The record is from RefSeq and is a predicted model, not a curated record. The transcript has 4 exons.